UUGCCUGUGUGAAUUGUAUUGUUUUUUCUUUACUUUUGAAAAUAGAGAUACUUGUUUGGUGGUUUCAUAUUGAAUUGUACUAUAGAAAUGAGCACAAUAGUUUCAAUGAGCACAUACAGAAAUGUGGGAAACUAGAUUUAAUGGACCAUGUUGGUUGGGGGUCUGUAUGGUUGAUUGUGUCCUAAAUGAAGUCCAACACAAAAUAAAACUACUAAUUAGAGUGGGAUUGUGGGACACUUGAUUUCAUGGUUGAUUGCAUGCAGGGAUUGCACGCUUCAUGUCAUUCUUACUAGGACAAAGGUUGCUACAUGCAAAUAAAGCUCUAUGAUUGAUGAUGUUUAAAGAGAAGCCACCAGUGAUAGUUGUUGCACGUUUCAUUCAGUGGGCAUACUGACCAACAAGGUGGAGAAAGACAUGCACAUGCAAGCGAGAUGAUGAAAUUAAUCAUUUAGAAUGCUGUGUCAUUUCAUUUUAUUUUCAAGCUUGACAAUAUGCGUUAAUAUGUUUUUUAACAAAAAAUCAAGGGUGUUAAUUGAACAGUUUUGAAGUGAGGGAAUUAAAAAAAAAUUGCAAGUUUUUUCCCUCCAUUCUUCAUUCUAGGUAUUUCUCUUUGUAUCUUUUACUGAAACUAAGGUAGACAUGCAUGACCGCAAUAAAAUUAUUUUUACACUAUCAGGUGGCAAAGCCCGUAUAAUAAAUAGGAGACCUCCUCUGUUCCAGACAUCCCUAAGUAGUACAACAACUAUACCCUUGGGCGAGCUGCGAUACCCACCACACACCGGCGAGCCGCACGCAGCCGACCGAGCUCCAAAAAUGGCAGCCACGCCAGCGACACCACAGGUGCACAUCGAGUCCAUACAGACGGGCUUGCCGACUCGCGCCAUUGAGCCAGACAGGACGCGCCACAUCGCCGUGACCGCGCCGCCACUCCCGGAGACCGCGCUGCAGUGGCGCCUCCGCGUGGUGCUGUACUACAGCGCCGAUGACGCGCCGUGGGAGGAAGGUAUAUGGGUAAGGGAGUCGCUGGGCGAGGCGCUGUGCUUCUUCCCGGAGAUGGCGGGCAGGCUCCGGCGCCGGGCCGACGGGGACGGGUCGUGGGAGGUGAAGCUGAACGACGCAGGGGUGAGGUUCCAGCAGGCGACGGUGGAGAUGAGCAUGGAGGCUUUCCUGGCGGACAAGGACCGGGCGCGGAAGGAAGCCGCGCUGGCGCCGUGGGUCGACGUGAGCGCCGAGGAUCCUGAUAUGUGCUCGCUCCUCUUCAUGCAGCUGAAUCGAUUCCAGGACGGGGGAUACGCCAUGGGAGUGAGCUGCACGGUGCUGCUGUGUGACCCGCUGUCGCUGGCGAGGUUCCUCCUCACCUGGGCGCGCACGCACAAGGAGAUCAAGGAGCAAAACAAGCUCGUCCUCAGGCCGAUGAUGCAGUACAUGGCAUACUUCGAGCGGCCGGAGAUCUGCUCCAAGCGCAACAGGUCCUUCCCCAUCGACAAUGUCGCCGCCGACGGUGUCCACGCCCAGACCGUGCUCUUCAGGACCACUGCCGGCGCCGCGACCGGCGACCUCCGCACGCUCGCUGCGGCAUGUAUCGACCAGGCGAGCAAGGAGCUCGAGGUGGACAGGGUGUCGCGGUUCACGCUCGUCGUCGCCCCCUGAGACUCCGCCCGUGGAGCGACGAUCGUCGAGACGUCGCUCACGGCGGAUGGCCUGAAGAAGGGUGGCGCCGGCCAUGCGCUGGAAGCCGCGGGGUGGAGCGAGCUGAGGCUGGAGGAGGUGACUCUCAGGGACGUCAACCCCGUGCAUGUGUCGUACAGAAUUGUGGCGGGCGGAGACGAAGGGCUCGUCGUCGUUAUGCCUGACGGCGAUGGUUUCCUCGUCACGGCGACUAUUCCGAAGUAGACGCUGCCAGACGAAAUGAUUUACUUCAAGGAUUGUUAUUCAGUGAACUCAGAUAAGCAAAUGUCGACUCACAAAA
This is a messenger RNA of Aegilops tauschii subsp. strangulata, 1969 nucleotides long. RefSeq names its product taxadien-5-alpha-ol O-acetyltransferase. Gene Ontology annotation, molecular function: acyltransferase activity, transferring groups other than amino-acyl groups. NCBI's taxonomy places the organism in Eukaryota, Viridiplantae, Streptophyta, Magnoliopsida, Poales, Poaceae. The record is from RefSeq and is a predicted model, not a curated record.